AUGCCGAUACGCAGGAAGCACCGCCUAGCAAAUAACCUUGGGGGAUACUCUAGGAAGAGAAUAUGUCUUAGUCCGACACCGACACCCCAGCAUGAAUGUAUGCAGCAAGGAACAGCAAAUGACACUCUUGCAUAUGACAUUCUCGAUACCGACAAUUUCAAUAUCGAACUAGACAGCGACAGUAGUGGAAGUCAGUCCGGUGAUGACAACUUUGAUGAAAACAUUGAUCACACCCCAAUCCCUCCUCCGAAAAAUGCUCUGUUUGAGCAUCUGUCUCAGUCCCAAAUAGCUCUGUCCCAUCUAGUCAGCAAGCGUGGUGCAAUAGCAGGAAACAAGGUCCAUUAUGCUGGGGCCACAAUCAACAGCAUCCCAGCAGAGCGGACCAAAUAUCUCCAUGCAGCCAAACAACGGGCUACAAAGAAAAAAGUGAACAAGAUGAUCCAAAAGACAAUGAUUGACAAGAGAAAGCAGACUAUACGCGAUCAUUUCCCCCCCAACAACAUGCCUGACUCCCAUUCCCACUUCCCCAAUCAUAAACCCAUUGUUGUCAGUGACUCGGACACUGAGAGUGAUAACAAUCAGGGUGAAAUCGACAGUGAUCUUGAUGAUUGCCACAGUGUUUUGGGUCGUGAUAACUUUGAGAUCAAUGAUGUGUCACCAACCCCAAGCGCGAGUCUGAGUCUACCACCUGAAUCACUCACAGCAACCAAUCCACAAAGCCCCUAUGCCCCAUGUCAGCAUGCAUUACCACAAACAGCUGAACAAAUUGGAAUGGACUCAUUGCAUGAAGUAGUGGCAAAUGAGGAUGACCCCACACGAACUUCUCACUGCCACUCCCAUCCAUUUGUCCCUCCCCCCUCCCGAAAAGAUGUUGACAAGGCUGCUGAAAAAAUCAGUGAAAUUGUCUGUCCCCGUAGGAAAGGCCCCGGUCAUAAGCACACAGAUCUGGACAACUUAACGCGAAUGAGACUGGAGCAAAUGCUCCAGUUGCUCCAUCUAUACAGCUCUGGCCAAGUGAGUUCACCCAGUGAAAUGGGUUGGAUCCAGGCUUCAGAGUGGAUUGCAAUCUCAUGGAACUGUGGGCCAUCAUAUGCAUCUCGGCUGCGAAAGUGGUGCCGCGAUUUCUUGGCCGAUUUCGAAACAAUCCCAAUGAACCCCUAUGGAAAGUGGAAGGAAUCCAUACUUGUGACAGAUGAGGAUCUUAGACAUGAGAUUGAGGCUCACCUUCGGAGUCUUGGUCCAUACAUCUCAGCAAUGGAUGUUGUCCGGUUCCUGAACACCCCAGAAAUGCGUGAGCGCUUGAACCGAGAAAACCCAUAUCUGUCCGAACAGGCCAACGGUGGCUGA
Cantharellus anzutake is the source of this 1347-nucleotide messenger RNA. RefSeq lists its product as uncharacterized. The record is from RefSeq and is a predicted model, not a curated record. The coding region runs from base 1 to 1347 and encodes 448 amino acids. The transcript has 2 exons. Lineage: Eukaryota; Fungi; Basidiomycota; Agaricomycetes; Cantharellales; Hydnaceae.